This is a messenger RNA of Phragmites australis (common reed), 1282 nucleotides long. RefSeq names its product NAC domain-containing protein 90-like. The transcript is spliced from 3 exons. The coding region runs from base 1 to 987 and encodes 328 amino acids. The record is from RefSeq and is a predicted model, not a curated record. Gene Ontology annotation, biological process: regulation of DNA-templated transcription. Gene Ontology annotation, molecular function: DNA binding. NCBI's taxonomy places the organism in Eukaryota, Viridiplantae, Streptophyta, Magnoliopsida, Poales, Poaceae.
AUGCAACCCCCGCUCUCACUUUUCCACUACGAGAAAGAAUUUUCUUCGCGAUCAAGCGCGCAACGAUCACCAUGUCAACCCUCAUCAACAACACGAACGCGCAUCCGGCCAUCCUAUAUAACCUUACUACGUUACCAUACAUGUGUUCUCACUCUGUUCGAGGCGAGCUCGACGAGAGGCGACGGGGGCACACCACUGCACCGUCAAGCACACGCCAUGGCCGAGCUGCUCCUCGGGUUCCGCUUCUACCCGACGGAGGAGGAGCUGGUCUGCUUCUACCUCCGGAACAAGCUUGACGGCAUCCGCCGCGGAGACAUCGAGCGCGUCAUCCCCGUCGCCGACGUCUGCGCCCUCGAUCCAUGGCAUCUACCAGAGGUGCACCGUGGCGCGUGCGCCGGUGACGGGGAGCCGUGGUUCUACUUCUGUCCGCGGCAGGAGCGCGAGGCGCGGGGCGGGCGGCCGAGCCGGACCACGCCGUCGGGGUACUGGAAGGCGGCGGGCACGCCCGAGUGGGUCUACGCCGCCGACGGCCGCCCCAUCGGAACCAAGAAAACCAUGGUGUUCUACCGCGGCCGCGCGCGGGCCGGGACGAAGACCAAGUGGAAGAUGAACGAGUACAAGGCUUUCGACGACGCACAUGCCGCGGCCCCCGGACCGAGCUAUGCUCUCCAGACGAGGAGCGAGUUCAGCCUGUGCCGGCUAUACACCAGGUCCGGGUGCCCGCGGCAGUUCGACCGCCGGCCGAGCGAUGCAGCCGCGGCCGGCGGUGUCAGAGAGAGCCCGGCGCCAUCGUCCGCGACGGCUGCCUUGGCAAACGGGGAGGAAACGAGUCAGAAGAGGAAAAGAUCUCCACCAAAAGACGACACAUCGUCCAGCGACGGCGAUGGCGACCGCUCUAAGCAACAGCGCCCUCUGACACAGAGAGGCACCGAUGAGGGGCUCGUCGACGACAUGGCCGACUGGACAGAAUUCUUGGACUGGCUUUGAUAAUGUAAAUUAAUUUCCAUGGUCAGUCGUGCUAAGCAAAAUGCUCUCGAACUCUUUACGGUUUUCUGGAGAUCUUUUUUCGAGAAGUACACCAUUUUUUGGAUUUUUUCCCUACUGCCAAAUAAAUUUUGAAUAGCAAGUGGUUAGUUUUAGGGGAUAUCUUAACGUGGAUUCAUUUACCUAUGUACCUAAGCUUACAAACACAAAUUUUGUACCGAAACGGAAGAAUGAGACUUCAGAAAACGCUAGUUAACUAUAUUCUUGGGUUUGCUGAACUUUUCAUUGAUGCAAUGCA